Staurois parvus is the source of this 312-nucleotide messenger RNA. The record is from the annotation of a GenBank genome assembly. Lineage: Eukaryota; Metazoa; Chordata; Amphibia; Anura; Ranidae.
AUGCUCAGUUUGGUGUGUAAUGCUAGAGUGUUUUUUUUUUUUUUUCUUUGGGAGGGUGUAUGUGAUCAGCAUGGCACUGUACAGGCAGAGGGUCAGGGGUUAUGCAGCCUCAUAUGACAGUCAGAGGAGAAUGAAAACUCCUACAAGCUUUAACCAGUGCACAGCUGGCAGAAGUCACAAGACUGCUUUAUACUACUGAUGAGAAAAGGUAUUUAGCAGUUUAUAUUUACUACAAUAAUUGCAUUUCCAUUUUGUGUGUAUUGUGGGAGACUGGAUAUAGUGAAUGCAGGGUCUGUGGGAGACCAGAUAUAG